CUAACUAGUUGAUGUUGGAAACAUGGCGUCCCAGUGCAGCCUCUCCACCUUAUUUCCUACCCAGAGUGAGCUGGAUUGCGCUCUGGAAGAAGCUCAGACACAACAAGAGAAAGAAAACCUCGUCUUUCAGUGUUUGAAAAAACUAGACGAGAGGCAGGAUCUGAAGAUACCCGAUUUCCAGACAGGCUUGGAAUGGCUGAACACGGAGGGGCCUCUGUCUUUGAACAAGGAGUUGGCUGGUAAAGUGGUGCUGCUGGACUUCUUUACUUACUGCUGCAUCAACUGCAUGCACAUCCUGCCUGACCUUCACCAGCUAGAGAAGAAGCACUCUGUCAAAGAUGGAUUGGUUGUUGUUGGUGUACACUCAGCUAAAUUCCCCAAUGAAAAGUUCCUGGACAACGUUCGCAGUGCUGUGCUCCGCUAUGACAUCUGCCACCCAGUGGUGAACGACAGUGAGGCACACCUCUGGCAUGAACUGGAGGUGUCCUGCUGGCCCACGCUGGUCUUACUGGGCCCACGUGGCAACCUGCUCUUCUCCAUAGUGGGCGAAGGCCACCGCGACAGGCUGAUGCUUUUUACUGACUGUGCCCUCCGUUACUACGGGGAGCAGGGUCUGCUGAAGACACACGCGGUGAAGAUCAAGCUGUACCGAGACUCCCUGCCUACCAGCUUCCUAUCUUUUCCAGGGAAAGUGGCCAUAGACAGCAGCGAGAAAAGGCUGGCCAUAGCAGACACCGGCCAUCACCGAAUUCUGUUGUUGUCCUCGACUGGACAGUUGCUACAUGUCAUAGGAGGGCCUGAAAGCGGGAGACGAGAUGGCGAUUUGUCCGAAGCCUCCUUUAACUCCCCUCAGGGUGUGGCCAUUAAAGGGGACACUGUAUACGUGGCCGACACAGAAAACCACCUGAUCCGAAAGAUUGACCUGUUAGAAGGAAGAGUCAGCACCCUUGCUGGAGUAGGCAUUCAAGGCACAGACAAAGAUGGAGGGGCCAUGGGACCUCAGCAGCCCAUCAGCUCUCCUUGGGAUGUGACUCUUGGCACUGCCGGCGGUGUUGAAGAUAACGUCCUGUGGAUAGCCAUGGCAGGGACCCACCAGAUCUGGGCUUUGUUCCUAGCAGAUGGGAAACUGCCCAAAGGAAGUGAGUCCAAAGCAGGGGCGUGCGUGCGGUGGGCAGGUAGCGGCAGCGAGGAGAACCGAAACAACUCCUACCCCCACAAGGCUAGCUUCGCCCAGCCUUCAGGCCUGGCUUUAGCCCCAGAGGAACCCUGGAGCUGCCUGUACGUGGCCGACAGUGAAAGCAGCACCAUCCGUACGCUGGCACUGAAGGAUGGUGCCGUUAAGUUGCUGGUUGGGGGGGAAAGAGACCCAAUGAACCUUUUUGCUUUCGGAGAUAUAGAUGGGAAAGGGGUUGACGCCAAGCUGCAGCAUCCCCUCGGCGUUGCCUGGGAUCCUGAACAAAGCCUGCUCUAUGUGGCCGACUCCUACAACCACAAGAUCAAGGUGGUGGAUCCAAAGACAAAGCAGUGUAGCACAUUAGCAGGGACUGGAGAGGCUGGAGAUACUCUGGGCCCUGAAUUUAACAAAUCCUGCUUCAACGAACCAGGAGGAAUCUGCGUUGGAGACCACGGCAAGCUUCUCUACGUGGCCGAUACCAACAACCACCAAGUCAAAGUUCUGGACCUGGCCUCCAAGACUGUCUCACUGUUCCCCAUCUCCACGGUCUGCACAGACUCAGUACCUUCAAAGCCUUCGGGGCCUGCCAAAGCCCCCACGCUGCCUAAAUCAGCUGCCAGGAAAGAAAUGCCACCAGUGGCGGUGUCAGCAGGCCAGACUCUCACCAUGACGAUCGCCCUGUCGCUUCCAGAAGGAACCAAACUAACCGAAGAGGCCCCCAGCUGCUGGGCUCUUUCAUCUGAGGGUAACGAGUGGCUGCUAGAAAGUCCGGUGGUUACUGGCGACAUUGUGGAUCUGUCGAAGCCCUUCUCCAUCUCAACCAAACUUCCCGCUGUUAUAAAGGACUCAAACAGAAAUCCAAGCCUCACUCUGGCUGUAUGGGUGUACUACUGUAUGGAAACAGGUAAUGCCUGUAUGAUGAAAGCAGCCUCUUUCAACCAGCCUCUUCAAAUAAGUGCCAGUCCUGGAGAGGAAGAGGUCACUGUGGUGUUGGCUCACGCCUUCUAAAACCUCUUACCUGUCUUAGCCACAACAGCCACAGAGUCGACACUUUUUGUGGCAUUGAAAUGUCAGUUUUACUUUUCAGCUCCAGCUCCUGUUUUGUUCAUUGUUCUGGAAGAAGGAACAACGGAUCGUUUCUGACCUGUCACUUCUAACAAAAAUACAAUUCAUACAAAUCAGAUUUUCAGGAGAAUUUCAUUUCAAACUAGAAAGAAAAAGAAACUCAGAAGCCCCUUCAAUGAAACAUAAUGCAUCAAUGCUGUAAUGUCCUUGAGUGUGUGUGGCAGUUAUUGAUAGGAAUUCAAAUUGUUUUAUCCCCAGGCCAUGUUAUAAAGGCUGUACAGCACAACUGCAACCUGAAAAUCUAUUUCUAUAUGAUAGUGUAUUUAUGCAACAGAUUCCUAUGAAGACAGACUGUACCGACUAACUGUAAGAAAGCUGUUUUAUACGUGGAAAAGUUACCUUCUUAUUUAUAAAACUGUGUCACAGGACUACAUUAAUACAGAAAACAAAAUAUAUUCUGUGUAUUUAUUGAGAAACUUACCUAAUUGGCAGGUGGCGAUGAUGGUGUCAGUGAUGGAUGGACAAAUCAUCAGAUAUUCUGUGAUUUAAUGACGUUUUGGGGGAUUUUAAAUACUUUAAAAUAUUCUAAACAAAUCUGAAACCUCUGAUCAUCUUCAUAUUUGGAUGUGAAUUUCAAAGACUCUAUUUACUACUUUCAGAUGUUUUUCAAAUUUAGUUUUUGUCCUCAACUUCCAAGGAGUAAUAACCAACCAAGUUUUGUUGUUGAAAAAUUAGCCAAAGCCUUCUGUUUGCAUUUGAAACCAUUUUUCAUUCAAAUUAAUGGAGCAUUUUCCUUCAGUCCCAUUAAUGGAGCUGAUGAGUGAUUCAGACUAGGAGAAAGAAGUUUUAUCCUGCCUUUGUUUGCACAAGCAUUGCCAAUAUCAAGCAGUUUCUCAAAAAUAUGAUAUAUAUAUAUAUAUAUUAUUAUAGGAAGCUAAAAAUCUCAAACCUUUCCUUUAAUCUUGAGAAGAUAAUUAGAAGUUGACUAUGCAGGGACAUUUUUAUUAUUAUUAAUAUAUUAGAAAUGUCCAGCUCCAAGUACUAGUUCACAUCUUCACUGUAUACUUUUUUAUUAAUUAAUGUAUGUUUGCUUUAGUUUACAGUCAGUCAGCUAGGAUGGUGCCUUCAGGCACACUAAUGCAGCUUUCAUAAAUAUUUCCGCACAUAUGUCACCACACCUCUUAAGUUGUUUACAAAGUUCACAGUCUCUAAAAGGUCACGCUCAUAGCCUAAAGCUUUGUUCUGUCUCCCCUCCCUGUAUGACUGAUUAUACUUUUGAUUGUGAUUAUUCAUGACACAAGAAGCUCUUUUGAUUUACACCAUGAAAUAUUGCUCUUAUCUAAGUAAUGAAUAAAGUGCCUGUUUUCAAUAAGAGGAAGCAACCUCCUGUGAACUGAUGACACCGACUGAAGUCUUAGUAAAAUCUCUCUAUCAAGCAUUUAUAGAUUUCAUCUCUAGAUGAAGAGAUGCUCUAAUAAUGUUUUACUGUAAUACCUUUUUUAAUGUAUAAUAUGAUAAUGCGGACGAUGUUAUUGUCAUUUUCCCUUAUUGGUUUUCAAAGUUAUGAGAUGUUGUCAGAAAAUGGGCCUGAGUGCGUUUUCGGGUUAUCACCGCUCUCAUCGUGUCUCACAACAUAAUUGUGCUUUUUCAGACUGUUUCUAUUUGGUUUGGAUCACUCGGCCCAAGUGCCUUUGCAAAGAAGUGUGACUGAAUGGAUGGCAUGAAACUGAUGACACUUUAACUGUAUCAAAAGCAAUAACAAUAUAUUACUGUAAUGGGAGAAAUGUUUUAUUCCCACAAGUUAUUUAUUUCAAACAAACUGCAGACCCUUUGUCAGUGUGUUUUCUCAGCUCUGUUAUCCCUUUGGCAUUUUUUAAUGAACAGUAAUGAGCUUGAGUGGCUGCUGGUGGGCAUUAAGUUCCUCAUAUUUCUUUUCCAGCUCUCACUUGAUUUCUUCUCGCUGUAUCACCGUUUUGGGCACAUUUU
Messenger RNA from Dicentrarchus labrax (European seabass), 4225 nucleotides. RefSeq names its product NHL repeat containing 2 (gene nhlrc2). Gene Ontology annotation, molecular function: protein binding. The record is from RefSeq and is a predicted model, not a curated record. The transcript is spliced from 12 exons. Bases 23 to 2182 code for a protein of 719 amino acids. NCBI's taxonomy places the organism in Eukaryota, Metazoa, Chordata, Actinopteri, Moronidae.